This is a messenger RNA of Lonchura striata (white-rumped munia), 1003 nucleotides long. NCBI's taxonomy places the organism in Eukaryota, Metazoa, Chordata, Aves, Passeriformes, Estrildidae. The record is from RefSeq and is a predicted model, not a curated record.
AUGAGGAGAAUCAUGUUUUCCUUCCUCUGCUUACUGAUGCAUAUGCUUCAGGAUGAGACAACUUCGCUUUUAGUUUUGGAAAACCAAGACCUGCAAGAUUCGAUUAAGCCACAGAAGGUAGAGUUCCAUUCGUUAAAUUUCAACACCACUUUGCAUUGGCAGCCUGGGUGGGCCAGAGAGGCGAGAGAUGCGCUCUACUUUGUGCAGUACAAAGUGUAUGGGCAGAGUACGUGGCAAAACAAAGAUGAGUGCUGGGGGAUUUCAAGCCGUGUCUGUGACCUAACACAUGAGACCUCUGACAUCCAGGAGCCUUACUACAGCAGAGUGAGAGCAGCCCUGGCUGGUGUCUACUCCAACUGGAGCCUCAGCUGCAGAUUCACUCCUUGGAGAGAAACUAUGAUAGGACCUCCACUGGUAACUGUGCUUCAUAGCAACAAAUCCAUAACAGUAAAGCUCCAGGCUCCACGUUCUCCUUAUAGAAGGAAGAGAGGCAGCAAAAUACCAAUGACAAGUUAUUAUGAUUUGCUGUUUCAAGUCUUCAUAAUUAACAACUUGCUAGAUGAGCAAAACAGGGUCCUGGUGUAUGAAGGGAAAGACAAGGUUAUUAAAAUAGAAGAUUUGAGACCUGGAGUCAGCUACUGCAUCGUGGCUAAAAUGUACAUGCCAAUGCUGGACCACAGCAGUGCCUACAGCAGCAGGCAGUGUACUGUGCUGCAGUGACAGGGCAGGCACCACUGAGACAGGGAUAAUGGCAGAAGAUGCCUUCCACCACAGGUCCAGCUGUAAAUCAACAUCUGCUGUCUAUGUCUGGAAUACAAACUUGGAUACUUUUUAAACUAACCUUUACUGCAUUAAAUUAUUUGAUUAUUUGAUCACAAUCCUUUUAUGCUACAUGAAGGUCAGGAAGUCUUUGUAUGUCCUGUAUUGCAAUUUAUGAUGAUAUAUAUUUGCAUUUUCAAAGGUAACACACUUGUAAUACAAAAAUAAAACCAUGAAGAAAGUC